GUUCACGAAGUUCGAACAGGAGACGCCUCGGUGAUACAAGUCGAUACGUUUCCGUCGAAUCGAGCGAGCCACGAACAGUUCGAUAAUCAUCCCGCUCUAGCCUGUGUGACAUUUCGAGACCAGUGUGAUAUCGCGAUAAGCGGAUUUCGUUCUCUAAUCAGUGUGCAAAGUUCGUUAUCGGUGUGUGGAAGCUACCCCCGAGUGAAGGAUUAAUCAUGCAGAUGCACGAGCAGAUCAUGAUGGUCGACGGACAGGAGCAACCCAUUUCCAGGACUUAUCAGUACAGAAAGGUGAUGAAACCUAUGCUGGAACGCAAACGCCGGGCCAGAAUCAACCGGUGCCUGGACGAGCUGAAGGACCUGAUGGUAACAGCCCUAGCCGGCGACGGCGAGAACGUGGCGAAGCUGGAAAAAGCCGACAUUCUCGAGCUGACCGUGCGUCACCUGCACAAGCUUCAGAGGCAACAACGGCUCUCGGCGAAUCCGGUGAUCGACGCGGAUCGGUUCAGAGCCGGCUACACGCACUGCGCGAACGAAGUUAGCCGCUGCCUCGCCGCCACUCCCGGCGUCGACGUCGCCUUGGGAACGAAAUUGAUGACCCACUUGGGUCACAAGCUGAAUUCCAUGGACAAAACUGGCCCCCUAACGAUCCACGUGGCCGCGCCACAGUCCUCGCCGUCUUCGAGCAGCGAGCUCAGCUCGGACGAAUACUCCAUGCCCCUCACUCCGGCAUCUAGCCAACCGUCCCCGGUCAGAACGGACAUCGAAGGCAUCUCGCAGAGUCACCAAGGUCUCCUGCAGGUCGCCAAACCCAACGAGCCUAUCUGGAGACCAUGGUAA
This is a messenger RNA of Eufriesea mexicana, 839 nucleotides long. RefSeq names its product enhancer of split m7 protein. The record is from RefSeq and is a predicted model, not a curated record. NCBI's taxonomy places the organism in Eukaryota, Metazoa, Arthropoda, Insecta, Hymenoptera, Apidae. Gene Ontology annotation, biological process: regulation of DNA-templated transcription. The coding region runs from base 216 to 839 and encodes 207 amino acids. The transcript is spliced from 2 exons. Gene Ontology annotation, molecular function: protein dimerization activity; DNA binding.